This is a messenger RNA of Acanthaster planci (crown-of-thorns starfish), 1178 nucleotides long. RefSeq names its product ribosomal protein S6 (gene rps6). Lineage: Eukaryota; Metazoa; Echinodermata; Asteroidea; Valvatida; Acanthasteridae. The record is from RefSeq and is a predicted model, not a curated record. Gene Ontology annotation, biological process: translation. Gene Ontology annotation, molecular function: structural constituent of ribosome. Gene Ontology annotation, cellular component: ribosome.
CUCGUGAUUGCAAAGGCUUCUCGCUAAACCUCGUUUUUUUCGUGUGUUUCUCGUGAACGGCCUCUUUCCCAUGGUUUAGUGCUGGCAUAAGGCGCAAGGCACCAUGAAGAUCAACGUCAGUUACCCAGCCACUGGCUGUCAGAAGUUAAUUGAGGUGGAUGAUGAGUUCAAGAUGAGGGCCUUCUACGAGAAGCGGAUGGCCCAGGAGUGCUCUGCAGAGAGCUUAGGGGAUGAAUGGAAGGGGUACAUCGUGCGCAUCAGUGGAGGCAAUGACAAGCAAGGCUUCCCCAUGAAACAGGGCGUCCUGACCAAUGGCCGUGCACGCUUGCUGCUGUCCAAGGGGCAUUCCUGCUACCGGCCACGCCGCAAGGGUGAGCGUAGGCGCAAGUCGGUCCGAGGAUGCAUUGUGGACAGCAACCUCUCCGUUCUCAACUUGGUCAUCGUCAAGAAGGGUGACAAUGACAUCCCAGGCCUGACAGAUAAAACCAUCCCCCGCCGACUGGGCCCCAAGAGAGCAGGCAAGAUCCGCAAACUCUUCAACUUGUCCAAGGAAGAUGACGUCCGUCAGUACGUUGUUAAGCGGCUCCUCCCGGAGAAAGCAGACAAGAAAGACCAGAAGCCCCGCUACAAGGCCCCUAAGAUCCAGCGUCUCAUCACACCCCAGCGCCUUCAACGCAAGCGCCACAACCUGGCCCUGAAGCGCCGCCGGGCCGCCAAGAACAAGGAGCAGGCAGCCGAGUACGCCAAGCUCCUGGCCCAGCGCCAGAAGGAGAAGAGGGAGGCCCAUCUCAAGCGCAAGCGCUCAGCCUCCAUGCGAGAGUCCCACAGAGAAUCCACCAGCAAGUAGAAAAAAAUCGGAAAGACGCAGGUGUCUCUAGCGAGCAAGGGGUUCUUGUGGCUGGGUUGUAGUUGGAUUGGGACAGGAUGGCUUGCAACGUCAGCAGCUGAACUUGAACAGCAAAGCUUAAAAAUGUUUAACUUAAUGUUAAACAAUAUUACUGAAUUUUUGAAGCGCUUUUCAAGUUAAGCUGAAUAAUUGCCAGUGGCAUAAUGGGUAGAUCAAUUUGUCCAGGAAGAAGCACGCUUUUAAGUUGGUUAAAAAAAAAAACUCCAACAUGACAUUUGAGAUUAAUCCACUGGACUACCAAGGAAAUAAAACACCACAAAGAAGAAGCCAA